Morchella importuna is the source of this 3033-nucleotide messenger RNA. RefSeq lists its product as uncharacterized. The coding region runs from base 1 to 3033 and encodes 1010 amino acids. Gene Ontology annotation, cellular component: membrane. Lineage: Eukaryota; Fungi; Ascomycota; Pezizomycetes; Pezizales; Morchellaceae. The transcript has 12 exons. Gene Ontology annotation, biological process: monoatomic ion transport; transmembrane transport. The record is from RefSeq and is a predicted model, not a curated record. Gene Ontology annotation, molecular function: monoatomic ion channel activity.
AUGUUGUCUUCCCUUUUACGAUCGAAGAGAAAAGAACGGACAGAGCAUUCCCCAUUUUCUUCUGCUUACGAUGACCAGAGGAGUGACUAUUUUCAAAUUUACGAUGAAACUACAGCCCUUUCCCAUCCCUCUUCAUCUUCCGAGUCCUCAGAAGGAAGUAACACUGAGGAUACUCCACUUCUUCCAAUAUUUUCGGCCGCAGAACUUGAUUCGAUACCAGUUUAUUCUUUGGUUCAUUCCAUUCGCUCAGAUAUCAUCUCCCGUGUGGAUACGACCUUGACAUGGGAUCAGUUACGGUCACCUCAAGUUUCUAGCUUUCUAGUGAAACCAAUUCUGGCCUCGUUAAUACAGGGACCCGAGAGAAUUUCAAAGGGUAUUCUCUAUAGUCUUCUGGCAAAUUGUUUCCAGUUCCGAAAGGAAGCCCAGGAAAACCCAGGGAAUGCAUCUGUUUCAAAGACGCGUGCAUUAUUAGCGGAAUUGCUGGCAAUUAAGCUUCUCAAAGAGUUUUCGCCAAGGGAAUUGAUCGAUGCUCUGAGUUAUGAUUUCUACCCCCUUCAGGGUCAACCAGCUCCUGCUGCUUUGGUUCCUGGCGAUGGUCACAUAUCAUUUGCUCCUACGCCACCAAGACUGCAGAGAGCAAGUAGAAUAUCAGCCCUAGAAAUUUCAAUUCGCGCUGAGGCUAAGAAAUUUCUUUCACAUCCUCUGGUGAUUCAACAAUUGGAGGCGAUAUGGACUGGAAAAAUAGUUUUCCAUUCUGCUUUAGACCAGCUCCACCGAAUGAAGGAUACACGAAAGUACUCAGUAAAUACCAUGUCUAGUAUGAUGCCUUUCCGCAGGUCUGCCACGCUAUAUGAUGCUCGCGAUGCAAGUCUUUUCAAGCUCUCGAGAUUGAGGGUUCCGAGAUAUAAACAUAUCACUUCAACGUUUUCACUUGCAAUUUUAUUAUUUCUAUAUGUCAUGGUGCUCGUACGGAGAUCGCACGAAAUCACUGUUCUGGAAAUAGGGUUCUGGCUUUGGUCUUUUGGGUUUAUGAUGGAUGAGAUUGCGGGUUUCACUGAAGCUGGCGUCUCGCUGUAUUUUAUAUCGCUGUGGAAUUCAUUCGACAUGGGCAUAUAUCUCUUAUUUAUGGCCUUUUACGUCUUACGGAUAAUUGGUUUCUUGGCACCUGAGAACGGAACGAGUAUCACGAAUUGGGGUUACGAUGUUCUGGCGUCUUGUGCAGUCUUUCUGUUUCCUAGAAUAUUCUCCGUGCUUGAUCAUUAUCGAUAUUUUAGUCAACUUAUUAUCGCUUUCAAGAUCAUGGCGGUAGAUAUGGUUGCACUAUUAGUUUUAAUAUUAAUUUCUUGCUCUGGAUUCUUUGUUGCAUUUACACUUGCAUUUGCGAGGGACUCAUACUCGGCCAAGGAUGUCUCAUAUGCCUUGUUCCAGAUUUUAAUGGGGUUUACGCCAGCAGCUUGGGAAGUUUGGGAGAACUACAAUCCCCUUGGCAGGAUCCUUCUGACAGCAUUUUUGAUAAUAUGCCACUUCUUGAUUGUCACUAUCCUCAUCACCGUUUUGACAAACUCAUUUGCUGCAGUAGCUGCUAAUUCACAAGAAGAACAUCAAUUCCUUGUUGCCGUAAAUACCCUCUCUCUGGUAAAAUCGGACAGUCUAUUCUCAUACACAGCACCACUUAAUCUUCUCGCCUGGAUAAUUCAUCCCCUGAGGUUCUUCAUUCCAUUUCGGUCAUUCGUUAAGAUGAACCGGACCGCCAUUAAAAUUACACACUUCCCAAUUCUGUUGCUUAUCUUUCUUUAUGAGCGGACGGCCCUUCAUGAUUCGCUAUUCAACCAAACAAAUGCGUUUUCAACAAAGUCUGCGUUCCCUGAGUUAUCGGAUCGUUUCGAUACUAGCUCUAGGAGGCUCCGUGGCGGAUCAGUUAUGGGUAGCGAGCAUCAAGAAGCGGCGUUAGACGAGGUUUUUCGAAGGCCCUAUAAGGGCUCGUUGAGGAUGCGUGUAAGCAAAGGCGAUGUUAGGAGUAUUGGGACCGGAGGCGUAGUUGAUUCGUGGAUGAAUGGCGUCGUAUCACCCACUGGCUCUUUGACUACCGAUAUUGAGGGCGGAUUUGCUAUAAGAAGGCGUGCUUUAACGAGACGUGGACGUACUCUUCGCAGGAUAGAUAGCUAUGGGACAAUCGAAGGGGUACGCCCAGGGAAUAUGCGGACUAAGGAUUUUACUGGCGGGACAAAAUCUUUUGUUUCAAAUCCGGAGGAGUUUAGGGGGAGGACUGAUGGUGGACAGAAAUUAGGAGAAGGAACAACAAUUGCUGAAAUUUUGACUGAGGGAGACGCGGACAACGAAGGAAAUUCCGAAGACGAUGAAGACGACGAGAUAAACGAAGACACGGAAAACCCUGAUGCUGCAAUCCAAGACUUAGAUCGAUCACCUAGUCCGCAGAAAACAAUGACUCCACCCAGACCCAGAAGCCUCGAAUUUCCCAAACAUGGUCUUCCGAUUCGCCCAAAGAAGCACCAUCGUACAGGCACCUCAACGACUAUUUUGAACCCUCAAAUAAUGUUGCGGACAUCUGGGGAAAAUUCUAGCGUCGAAAACAUUCAAGCCAUUGCGAUGUCUCGCAGAGUGAGCGAGCGGAUUGGAGAUAUUCAAGCUGCCCCGAUGUCACGAAGAGCAAGCGAACGGUUAAGUGUUCCCGGCGAGGGCUCCCCCGGAAGAAAGUCCCCACGUUCUUCCAGACCGCAGACUGCCAAUAGAUCACGCCCUGUCCUUUCUUCGCGAAGAACGAUAGAUAGUUCAAGUUUGAUUAAGGACCACGAAGAACGAAGAAGAAAUUCCGACACUAUGGAGGAACUUGCUCGCCAGAUAGACAUCGCAAUGGUCCCAUCCAGCUUUGCGACCCAAAUGGCGAUGGCUACUGGGACCAGAGGCGGUGUUGGUGAUGAUAUGCUUGGUAGACUAGUUUUGGCGAGAAUUGGAACAUUAGAAGAGGGUAUGAAGGAUGUUAAGGAUAUCUUAAGAGAGGCCGAAGGAAGAUAA